Molecule: messenger RNA, 3121 nt
Organism: Podarcis muralis (Common wall lizard)
Lineage: Eukaryota; Metazoa; Chordata; Lepidosauria; Squamata; Lacertidae
Product: cardiotrophin-2-like
Biological process (GO): positive regulation of tyrosine phosphorylation of STAT protein; cell surface receptor signaling pathway
Cellular component (GO): extracellular region
Molecular function (GO): cytokine activity
Source: RefSeq, a predicted model, not a curated record
UGGCUGCAUAUAAAGAGCUGUCUCAGUGGGGCUCAUCAACCAGCAGCAGCAGCAGGAGCAGCCUCAGGGCAGAGGGAACCCACAACUAGUGGGCAUCAGAGAAAGGCAGAGAGAGGUCAGGACCAGACAUUCAAGCAUCCUCCACUUGGGGGCGGCAGAGGCGAUUUCAGAGAGCAGCGGGAUACCCACAUCCUCCACUUGGGGGCGACAGCAGCCAUUUCCUGGAAGGAGCGAUACCUUUGCCAACCAUUAGGGGGUGACAUAGAGAACUUGGCAUUUCCGCUGGGAUUCAAAACUGUGAGGAAACCAUGACUCUUUCUCUGGCCAGAAGUCUCCUCGUCAUUUGUGCAGGCCUGGUCCACAUCGUCUCCCCUGACCGGGAUUCACCUCUCAACACCCUCAUUGGCCAGACCUUCAACCUGGCCCGCCUCAUGAAAGCCAACAGCACCGUCCUCCUCAACACCUAUCUGAGUCACCAAGGCAGCCCGUUUAGCGACUCCAGCUUCGACGCCCGGAGGCUGCGCUACGAAGGGGUGCCAACGGCCGCCAUCCCGUUCCUGGAAUGGCGGACUCUCAGCCACGUCAAGCGUGUGGAGAAGAAUUACGAGGCCUACACAGCCUUCGCGGAGUUCCUGCAGCUGGUGCGGGACGACCAGUUUGAGCUCAACCCCACCAAAGUGGAACUUCUGGAUAUGCUGAAGGUGACUCGCUUGCGCAUCCAAGGCCUCCUCAGCAACUUGACGGCCAUCAUGUCUGCCUUGGGAGCGCCGCCCGCCGCCGUCACAGACCCCCUCAUGCUGGAGUCCGUGGAAGCUGACACUUUCGAAAAGAAAGUCCGGGGCUACGUGGUGUGCCACACGUACAAAGAGUGGAUUGACAGGACGGUGAAAGACUUCUCUCUCCUUGCGGAGAAAUUCCCAGCCUAAGGAUCGCUCAAGGAGUAACUCCCAGGUUAAAGGGUUCCUCUGUCCUCCUUGCCGCAGAUUUCUUAGGGAAGCAGGCGUAGGGAGAAGACAGACGCAACACCCACAGGCUGGUGGAGAAAGUCUGGAAGUGCCCUUGUUGCGUCCAGUCCAAACAUUAUCUAUUUAUCUCCAGAGCUGAGCUCUGGAAAAAGCAACGACUCACUCGUCAGGUUUUCAGUAGAAGCCUGUGGUGCUGAUUGGGCGCCUCCCCUGGCUGUGCAUGGUGCUCAUUGGCUGCUGCCCCCCUGUGAUGUCACUGAGGGCCUCUCCAGAUCAUGCACUAAAAAAAACCUUUCCCAUUUUAAAUAAUAAUAAUAAUAAGGUAACAAAUGAUAAAUGCAUAAGAAUGUUUAUGCAGCAUUUAAAAAGGUGUGUUUAAAAACACAGACAAGCUACCUGGAAGUGUCAGUGCGGAGGAAGGACAAGGCUGUUGGUUGAACAUGAUUGGCUGGCAGACUUGCCUGUCACUUCAGUUCUAAGGCCUUGGUCACCCCAAGUUCUUUAAGUCUGUCUUCACCCUAUGAGGUCAACUUGUGCGCUUGUGCUCAGCGAGACCUCUUGCGUUUACGCUUCCGGGUUUUGCACUUUGUCCUCCUGCUGGGGGUGGUCUAUUAUUUUCAGUGGCAAACAGGCAUACACUUAAACUGAGAUUAAUACGAUUUCAAUUCUGGCUGCAUAUCACAACUACUGUUACAGUGUGGGGUGUGGUAUGGUGUGUGAGAGAGAACUAGAUCUGUCUACUGAUCUGUCCAUCCAUCCCAGCCUUUUCCAAUUUACUGCUGUUCAGGUGUUUUGGACUGCAAUUCCCAUCAGCUCUAAGCAGCUUGACAGUCUUUGCAGGGGUUGAUGGGAGUUGUAGUCCAAAACAUUUGGAGUAGGCCACAUUGGCAAUUCUGAUCUACAUACAAGCACAUGUGUGUGCACACACACACAUGCAUAUUUAUGAAAUGAUUGUUAUUUAUGUCCCAGCGAAGUUUGCAUGGGUUAUUUAUGUACUAUUUAACGAGGGGCAAUGGGAUCUAAUUUAUUCUAUUUUUUUCUGAUGUCCAACAAUGCUCUAGAGAGAUGCAAUAAUGCUUAAGAAGAGCUGAGAGGGAGAGAGAGAAAUUCCACAGAGGUGGUGGCCAUCUAGAAAAGGAUGGAAAAUUACAAAAUAGUCUGUAAAACGAGGACACUAAUAAUGUAUGUCAAUACUCUGGUGCUUGCAACCCCAACACAUGGCUGUCUGGGACAUGUCAGUGUUUCAUAUCCAUACUUGACACUUUCCAGUGUAUGUAAUUUACAUAUUCAUCAGCACUUCCUCAAGGAGGCAGGGGCAUCACACAUAGACAUUUGUCACCUGACAGGACCGGCCCAAAACAUUUCAUUGCCUGAAGCGACAACCGUUGGAUCUUAUGUCAACAGUGUCAACAGAACAGCGUUCUCCCUUGCAUCUUAGGGCAGAAGGCUAGUUUGUGGGAUGUGAGGCAGGCUGCAGGGCACAUGCCGUUCUGUCCCCACAACACCUUGUUGCUGCUCCAUGCCCUCCAGCAUUUACUACCUGAGGCGGUUGUCUCACACUACCUGAUGGUCCCUUGAGCACUCAGUGGUUAUGGAUGAUGGGAGAUGUGGUCCAAAAUAUCUAGAGGACACCAGGCUGGGGGUGAUGGCCAAUUCCCUUGAUGAAUUUGUGAACUUUGCAGUGCCUUUCAGGCGAUGUGAGGAGAUAAUGGGAGUUCUAUCUGAGGUAGCUGUUCACACGUGCACAUUACUGCUUGGUUUGAUGUCAUCCUGGUUAACCACAUCUGAAGAGCCCAUCAGACCUGGUGGUAGUGAGGAAAAGAGUUAUGGGACUGCUGUUAUUUGCUCUGUGCCUUAGAUAUUUGUAACAGCAGUGAGGUAUGGCCAUUUCUGGGGUGGUUGGGUAUGUAGGGAGUAAACUCCUGAGGAUAUGCAGCCAUCUUGGGUAAAACCAAGUGGCUUUAAAAUAAAGUCUUUUAUAUUCUUCAUAAUUUUUCUCACCUCUCAAUGAUAUAAAUUGUUUUUUUAAAAAUGAUUUUAUUUUGUAUAUUUUUAAAUACUUAAAAAAAGAAUGUUGAAAAUAGUAUAUUUUUGGUACCUCAACGAUCAUCCAUUUUCCUUGCAGGAUUUCUUUGGAUGUAUCCUUGCCUUUUGUA